Balaenoptera musculus (blue whale) is the source of this 2350-nucleotide messenger RNA. RefSeq names its product ras homolog family member G (gene RHOG). The transcript has 3 exons. Gene Ontology annotation, cellular component: cell cortex; plasma membrane; cytoskeleton. The record is from RefSeq and is a predicted model, not a curated record. Lineage: Eukaryota; Metazoa; Chordata; Mammalia; Artiodactyla; Balaenopteridae. The coding region runs from base 1181 to 1756 and encodes 191 amino acids. Gene Ontology annotation, molecular function: GTP binding; GTPase activity; protein kinase binding. Gene Ontology annotation, biological process: actin filament organization; regulation of cell shape; cortical cytoskeleton organization.
CAUUAUAUUUCCACUAGACAGCACUAGGAGACUACCAAGUGCAUGGCAGAGGUGGUGUGUGUGCAUGCACGUGUGCGCGCGUGCGAGUGUCGUUGGAGGCAGUGGUCCAUCACCGCCAGAUUGUGAAAGACUGAGUCGAUUUCGCCCGGCAGUCAAUACAGGAAAGAGGCGGAAAGAAUAGAAUGCACAAAGACCCAAAUAUGUGGGCUGGCACAUUGUGUUUUGGGAACUCAUUCUUAUAGUAGUAUGAUUUUUAAAAAGAAGAGGAAAAGAAGCAUUUGUUGAGUGUUUACUUUGAACCAGGCAUUGGCAGCAGGCCUUUUACAGCCAUUCUCAUCUUCACAACUACAGGAUGAAGGAGAAGUUAUUCUAUUUUGCCAGAGACAGAAUGGAGGCUCAGAAAGGUUGGACCAUUUAUUCUCGGAGUUGUUCUUCCUCUUUAUCUGGAAAGCCUCUUGGAGACAGGCAGCCUUUCGUUAAUGCCUGUUCUCCUCCACAGCACCUAGCACGCAGCUCUGCACGUGGUAGGCACUCAGAAAGUUUGUGAUGAACGAAGGAUAUUCUUUCUCAAGUCAGAGCUCCACGCGCAAGGCCAGGGAGCAGAAGCACCAGAGGGCGCCCACGAGUCCGCCCACCCGCCGGUCCCCAGAGCCCCGGCAAGAUUCAGGACUGGGUGCGGCCCUUCUGUCCCAAGCAGUUGAGCGCCCCAGCGAGAGGAGGGUGCGAGGGGAGCCCCACGCCCUGGCUCCGCCCCGCCCCCUCCCCAGAGCCCAGGCGCGCGGAGCCGCCGGGUGCGGAACGACGACACGACAUCCUGUUUUUGGGGCCCGCGGCUCCGCCUGCGCCUCUGCUGAUCUUGUCUUUCCCCGGGUGCUGACGCCAGCUCUCCUUCCCCCAGUCUCCGCACCCUUCCCAGGGGUCUGGGGCCUUCCCACUGCUGAAUCACCACCACCCCGCACUCCCCCGGGGCUCGGGGCAGAGGUGGGGACUGCCCCAGCUGGACCUAUUCUGGCCAACCCCCAGCCUGGGCCAUCGCUCGAUCCCUGGGCUUGACUGAAGCCCCGAGCCGCUGCCGCCGCCCCCCAGCUCCCCCGCGGCGGGGAGGGCACCAGGUCACUGCAUCCAGAGGGGCCCAGAAGAGGAAGGAGGCAUAGCCUCCACCGCAGCAGCUGCACCCGCCAUGCAGAGCAUCAAGUGUGUGGUGGUAGGCGAUGGGGCUGUGGGCAAGACGUGCCUGCUCAUCUGCUACACAACCAACGCCUUUCCCAAGGAGUACAUCCCCACAGUGUUCGACAAUUAUAGCGCCCAGAGUGCAGUUGACGGGCGCACGGUGAACCUGAACCUGUGGGACACAGCGGGCCAGGAGGAGUACGACCGCCUCCGCACACUCUCCUACCCUCAGACCAACGUGUUUGUCAUCUGUUUCUCCAUUGCCAGUCCGCCCUCUUAUGAGAAUGUGCGGCACAAGUGGCAUCCAGAGGUGUGCCACCACUGCCCCGACGUGCCCAUCCUCCUGGUGGGCACCAAGAAGGACCUGAGAGCCCAGCCUGACACCCUACGGCGCCUGAAGGAGCAGGGCCAGGCACCCAUCACACCGCAGCAGGGCCAGGCGCUGGCCAAGCAGAUCCACGCUGUGCGCUACCUCGAGUGCUCAGCCCUGCAGCAGGACGGCGUCAAGGAAGUGUUUGCUGAGGCUGUCCGGGCCGUGCUCAACCCCACGCCCGUCAAACGUGGGCGGUCCUGCGUCCUCUUGUGACCCUGGCACUCAGCUUGGAGGCUGCCCCUGCCCCGCCACCAGUUGUGCCUUUGUGCCUUGGCGCCUUGUCUGCCCCCAGCUGUGCCUUAAGGACUAAUUCUGGCACCCCUUGCCAAGGGGGCUCCCCGAAUGCCUUUUUCUCCUUAAGGAGGCCCACGGGGAAAGGGGCUUUGGGCCCUGCCCCACUCUGCUUGGGAACACCAGGUAUGCUCAAGAGCUCACCCAGGCCAAGGUUGGACCCCUCCCCAAGAAGCCAACCCAGUGCCUCCUCCCAACUUUCCCCUACUGACCAGUUGAUCCAGCUUUCCACACAGAUGUUGCUGCCUAUUGUGGUGCCUUCUCUCAGGUUAGGAGCUCUCAGCCAUCCCUAACCUCUCCCUCGCUGCUCUUCAAAUUGCCCCCCCACCCCAAGAUGCUCUCUCCCUUCCCCAGAGAAGGAGCCACAGACUCCUAAGAAGAUGAAUGUGCCCUAACCUACCCCCAUGUGCCCAGGCCUUACGCAUCCGCUGACUGACUCAGCCCCACCCCCACCCCCUCUGGGCUCCUGGGGGCCCCUCCUACCCCCAUCAGCAUCAAUAAAACCUCCUGUCUCCA